AGCUGUGAAGCUGUUUGUUUCUUUCGGAAAUCGAAGUCUUCUUAAGCCCUAAUUCUCCCGCCGGCCGGUCACUCGUCGCGUUUUCACUUUCCUCUCCGGCUACUUCUCUAAGAUUAGAAAUAAGUCGGAAUCUCUUUUUGCUUAUUCCAAUCAGGAAAGUGAAGAAAAAUUCGAAAGUACUAACGAGAGUAAAAAAUCAUUUUCGUAAUUUUGAAUCUGACUUUGAAGCAAUGGAUGAAGAAUUGUCAAAUUCAGCGAGGCGAAUGUCCAUGCGAACUCGUAAGGUUGCUCCAAAAAUGGCUGCUGCUCUAGCAAGUUCUGAUAAUAGAACUCAGGCUAUGCUGGCGCGUCUUGAUGCAUUGGAAAGUGAUAAUGCAGUAGUGGAACAACAACCACUUGAUGAUGAUGAUGAAGCUUCUCUUGACGAUGAGGAUCAAGUAUUUCACAAGAAGUACCCGAAAGGCACAAAACGGAAAACACGCCAAGCUAAGGCACUUGAGCAUAAGAGAGCCCCCAAAACAUUCCUUGAGCUCUUGCAUGAGGCAAACCUGGAGUCCUUGCCACCCCAUGUGCCAACCUAUUUAAGAGCAGCAGUGGGACCACCAAGUUCCAUCUCUCGCCGUCAUUUCUGCACGGUUUGUGGUUUCUCCGCGAACUAUACAUGUGUGCAAUGUGGAAUGCGCUUCUGCUCAAUCAAAUGUCAGACCAUCCACAAAGAUACUCGGUGCUUGAAAUUUGUUGCUUGAUUAGUGAGAACUUGAAACCUAAAUGAAUUGGACGGACAUCCUUGUAAGCUCAAUUCUGAUGUCUUGUAGAAUUUGUUAGUUUCAUGUUUAUAUAGCUUAUGUAUAUAUUCAAGUACUCUGACUAAUCUGACUUAAUGGACUUUGUCCUUUUUCUCCCGAG
Molecule: messenger RNA, 906 nt
Organism: Nicotiana tabacum (common tobacco)
Lineage: Eukaryota; Viridiplantae; Streptophyta; Magnoliopsida; Solanales; Solanaceae
Product: SWR1 complex subunit 6
Biological process (GO): chromatin remodeling
Source: RefSeq, a predicted model, not a curated record